Messenger RNA from Notodromas monacha, 907 nucleotides. The record is from the annotation of a GenBank genome assembly. Lineage: Eukaryota; Metazoa; Arthropoda; Ostracoda; Podocopida; Cyprididae.
UAAAUCGCUGCCUUCAUUCGGAAAAGGGAAAUCCUGUGCUGUGGUUUCCAGUGCAGGAAGCAUGAAAAAUGCUCUGCUUGGAAGUGUCAUUGAUAAGUUCAGCGUCGUAGCACGAAUGAAUAAUGCUCCGGUGGUGUCCCAUGUAGCAGACAUAGGAUCGAAAACAACAGUUCGAAUAAUCAAUGACCAGGUACUAGAAUCCUUGACCAAACUUGGCAGUGAUCACAUCACUGCCGAAGAACCUACGGCAGUUUUGUUGAGCCAGUGUGCCACAGUUCAUCUUUUUCACAUGAUCCCUCCACUGAAGAAAAGCGGUCCGUGUAAGUACGACUCAGAAGGAAAACCCAGGCGCACGUUGGAAUGUUCAUUGUUUCCGGGACACAACCGAGAAGGAGAACUUGCUUUCCUCAUGACGCAGAACAUGGCUUCCUUGCAAAAAACUUACAUCACGGGCCACGCUGUUUUACCAGGGCUUUCAACUUUGAAAUGCCGCCAAAAAACGAGUUUUUUGGACAAACCCAACGGAGGAAAUCAAAUUCACAGAACACUCUUGGCGAGCUCAUACAAGAAAAAGAGGAAAAUAAGAGUACGAACGGCAGGAAACGUUCGAGGUCGAAAUCGGCUCUUCAACAACAAAAUCGAAGGAUGGGAUUUUUGCGGCGAAAGCUACCACAGGAUGUCUCUUACCAAGUGCCAUGGUGGCUGGAAGAAUGAGUGGGUUUACAAAUUUAAAAAACAUGGGUACAACGGACUCUCGAAUUACAUGCGAUGGAAUAAGUACGGGAAGAACAAAAAUAUUCGUGUGUACGUAUUGGACUAUUCGUACAUCAAGGAGUUGAAAAACUUUGUGACAAAUGAGUCCCCAUUUAUUGACCUCGACAGCAUCGCUCCUUCCACCGGCUUCCUU